Molecule: messenger RNA, 2549 nt
Organism: Entelurus aequoreus (snake pipefish)
Lineage: Eukaryota; Metazoa; Chordata; Actinopteri; Syngnathiformes; Syngnathidae
Gene: lrit1b
Product: leucine-rich repeat, immunoglobulin-like and transmembrane domains 1b
Exons: 4
Coding region: 136-2088 (650 amino acids)
Cellular component (GO): endoplasmic reticulum membrane
Molecular function (GO): protein binding
Source: RefSeq, a predicted model, not a curated record
CACCGCAGGCGGCGCAGAAUGGAGCUGAGAGCCUGCCAGGCACCGCCAUGCAUCUCACGUCCCCUUAAUUAAACAAUAACUUUUUUUUAGUAGUUGAGUAGAAGUAGUAGCAUUUAGGAGCUUGCAGGAGCCGAAAUGCCUCCACAUUUGUUUUGUGCUUUUUGCUCGGCUUUGGUUCUUUUCCCGCUCAUGAGCACUUCUUGUCCCGUACAGUGCAGCUGCUUCUACCACAAACUGAGCGAUGGAUCCAAAGCAAGAAGUGUACUUUGCAAUGAUCCCGAGAUCAGAGUCAUUCCCACGAACUUCCCCGCCGACACAUCCAAGCUACGCAUCGAGAAGACUACGAUCUCAAGGAUUUCUAGUGACAACUUCCGUUACCUCGGCAGCAUGGAGUUCUUGUGGAUGUCUUUCAACUCCCUUAGUUUGCUCAGUGUGGACAGUUUCCGGGGUCUUACCAAUUUGGACGAGCUGAGGCUGGACGGGAACUCCCUCACCUCGUUCCCGUGGGAGUCUCUGAGGGACAUGCCUAACCUGAGGCUGCUCGACCUGCACAACAACAAGAUCGCCAGCAUCCCCGCCGAGGCCACCAUGUACAUUAAGAACAUCACCUACUUGGAUUUAUCCAGCAACAGUCUCACAACUGUCCCUGCGGACGUCCUCUCGCUGUGGCUGAGCGUGAAACCAUCUCAAGAUGCAGACUCUUCUAAAUUCAUUCUUGGUCUCCACGACAACCCGUGGUUGUGCGACUGCCGGCUCUACGAUCUGGUCCAGUUUCAGAAGUCUCCAAGGUCAUCUGUGGCUCUAAUAGACCCCAGGUUGCGAUGUGCAGACCCUGAGAGUCUAUCUGGGGUUUUCUUCACCGAAGCUGCACUGCAGAGGUGCCAGGGCCCUCGAGUGCACACAGCCGUAGCACGCGUCCGUAGCUCAUUGGGCAACAAUGUGCUGCUUCGCUGUGGCACAGUCGGUGUACCCAUCCCCGAACUGUCCUGGAGUCGCGCCGACGGCAAGAAAAUCAACGGCACUAUUCAGCAAGAGAUCUCAAAGGAAGGAAUCAUUUGGUCCAUUUUGAGCGUGCCUGCUGUCUCAUACCGGGAUUCGGGAAAGUAUGUGUGCAAAGCAGCUAACUUUGUGGGAACAGCAGACGCCAUCAUCUCACUGGUGAUUACAGACUCAUUUCGGUCUGAAGAAGCAGGGGGUGGCGGCGGUGCGGUCGCUAAGAGAACCAGAGGGAAAAAAUCAGGCGGUGUUGGGAGGGCUGCAUACCAGGAGAAACUGAUUGCCAGGUAUGUCCCUCCCCCAACGUCCUCACCAGGCAAGCCCAUCAUUCAACCCCUCAAUGGCAAAGGUGUCUCUGGGAAGUUUGAGGUAGAGAGCUAUAGCGUUUCUGAUGGCUCUCGAGGACAAGGCAAAGCAUCGGACCCUCAGAAGAUGGAGCAGGGCUCUCUGGGUAACAUGAUAGCCAACGCCUCGUCCUUGCAAGCUCCGGAGAAAAGGGUUGUGCGUUCUGUGAAGGUGAUCGGGGAUACCGACCACACCGUCUCGUUGAACUGGAGAGCCCCAACAGCGACAAACACUACAGAGUUCAGCAUCCUGUACGCCGUGUUUGGCGAAAGGGACAUGCGCCGGAUCAACGUAGCUGCAGGCAAAAACCGUAUCACCAUCGACGGUCUGGUGCCAAAAACAAAGUACAUUGCUUGCGUUUGCGUGAAAGGCCUGAUCCCGAAAAAAGAACAGUGUGUAAUCUUCUCAACGGAUGAGGCGGCCAGCGCGAGCGGCACCCAAAAGCUCAUCAAUGUGGUGGUUAUAACAGUGGCCUGCGUCAUUGCCGUGCCCCUCACUCUCAUUGUGUGCUGCGGCGCCAUCAAGAAGCGCUGCCAAAAACUCCUGGGCAGGGAAUCCAAGGAAAUGCAGGACUCUUAUGUCACAUUUGAGACUCUGGGACCUGGGGCUAAAGGUAAAGGAAUGGAAGGCGAGUAUCUGGCCCGGCUAAACCCUGAUGAGUCCAAUCGGCUGCUCUCUGCCAGGUCUAGUGUUGACUCGGAGGCCAUAACCAGGACUGAGGGGCCACCGAACGAGUACUUCUGCUAGAACCCGACGUUUGCCUGGACCUCCUGGAGGAUGCACUUUGAGAUUGGAGUAGUGAAGACUGAUCCUUUGUUGAGGAUUGGAUGAAAUAAAAGCCUUGUGGAAAAAAAUUAAUGGCAUAUUGGUCAGCAAAAAAUGGAAUCUCUACACAGUGAAAGGGUUAUUUACAUGCGGUGUGCAAAUGUGUUUUGAUAUAUCACAUUGCACGUUGCAACUAUAACAAGUUACAACCCAUAUGUUAUCGACCAUGUAACUUCCACACUGUGUAAAACCCCUCACAUGAAGAUAUUUUAUUUAGAAAGACCAGCGACUCUUAGUCUAUUUUGUUUGUCGUUAUGAUGUGCCAGGUUUACCGUCCACUCAACUUACAUCUCAUGCGUUUUUUAAAAUGUACUGUAAAUAUGUUGUCAAAUGAUGCAACUAUAUACUAUGCGUUGUAAAUAAAUGUUUUUUAAUUUACUUGA